Molecule: messenger RNA, 2830 nt
Organism: Acanthoscelides obtectus
Lineage: Eukaryota; Metazoa; Arthropoda; Insecta; Coleoptera; Chrysomelidae
Source: the annotation of a GenBank genome assembly
AAAACAAAUAGUUAAGCGCGCUCUCGUAAUUCUAAAAUUCAUCAUGAAUGUCUGUUAGAUGAUUAUCAUACUAGAUUUAACUGCUGUACUGGUAUUAACACUCGUUCUCGCGAGACUUGCCUGGUUCAUAUCAAUUGCCGAGACGUUUCACGUUUAAUAGCAAAUCAUGCUUGCCACGUCCUUUCAAGCUUAAUGACGAAAUCCAUGUCGCUAUGUGUCUGUUAGUAGGUGCGUAAAUAUAUACGGAAUCUGUAGCAAGCAAUAUUCUCUACCUCCCACAAUAUACCUAAGCUUUUAUGCUCUUCUAAGGCGAAAGCGCUCCAGCUUCUUAAGCUUAUCAUGCUCACUAUUACAAAUACUGCUGUUCUACUAGCAUAGAUUUUCCAAGAAGUUACUGUUUAUCAAAAAGUACUCAAAAUUGGCAGAAUAUAUAUUUUUCACGAUAAAUUGUCUAUCUCGUAUCCAUAGCGUUUCAUGUAGUAGAAAAAUGGUGGCAAAAGACGUAGUUAGAAAUUAGUACGCCGUAAUCAAGUGUCGUUAUAUAACUUUGUAAUAAUUUAGGCGUUCUAAAAAUAAAGUUACACAGUAUUCCAGAGUGAAAUCUCAUCUGUCAAUCUACGUUAAAUUACUGUGUACGCUAUUAUAUUACCAAGUGAUUUACAAACGCACCCCUGUUCCUGCUACAGUUGAGGUCUUCCAUUAUACAGUUCCAUUUUAUGUCAGUAGGUCACUGCAGCCUGUUAAAAAUCUGCCACUGUGAUUUUUUAUUAUUAUUACGUCUGAUUAUGUCUCUCCAGUGUUUGUGAUGACGAUUUAUUACGAAUGACAUAUAAACAGCUGAAAAAUGUCGCGCGGUACGUCCCGCCGCCUUAAAUUUGAAUAAAAACCGGUAUAUGCCAAAACUGUUGAGUAUAGGUCAAUUGGUCGCUCCAAAUUUAUAUUUCAAGGUUAAGCACACACCACGUAAGAUGCUGCCAAAUUUAACUGAUUAUUUUUAAACUUCGAACAGGUAUGGUCGAUUGCUUCGUCCGCAUUCCCAAGGAACAAGGCGUUCUCGCAUACUGGCGUGGUAACACUGCAAACGUCAUCCGUUACUUCCCCACUCAGGCCUUGAACUUCGCCUUCAAGGACAAGUACAAGCAGAUCUUCUUGAGCGGAGUAGACAAGAAAACUCAAUUCUGGCGCUACUUCUUGGGUAAUCUGGCAUCUGGUGGUGCUGCCGGAGCCACGUCCUUGUGUUUCGUAUACCCUCUCGAUUUCGCCAGAACCAGAUUGGCCGCCGACGUAGGCAAAGGCGCUGCCGAACGUGAGUUCAGCGGAUUGGGUAACUGUUUGGUGAAGAUCUUCAAAUCUGACGGUCUCGCUGGUCUGUACAGAGGUUUCGGUGUGUCAGUACAAGGUAUCAUCAUCUACCGUGCAGCCUUCUUCGGCUUCUAUGAUACCGCCAAGGGUAUCCUGCCUGACCCCAAGAACACACCAUUGGUCAUCUCAUGGGCCAUUGCCCAGACUGUAACGACAGUAGCCGGUAUCAUCUCAUAUCCCUUCGACACAGUGCGUAGGCGUAUGAUGAUGCAGUCUGGUCGUAAGAAGGCUGAGAUCGUCUACAAGAGUACCGCUCACUGUUGGGUCACCAUCGCAAAGUCUGAAGGAGGAGCCGCCUUCUUCAAGGGAGCAUUCUCCAACGUACUCAGAGGCACUGGUGGAGCCCUCGUACUAGUUCUGUAUGAUGAAAUCAAAGCACUUAUAAUCUGACAUCUAUAAUAUUCUGGGACAUAUUCAAUAGCAAAAUAAUUUAUUGACUAUAAUGGAAUUCCUGAAAGCAAAUUAAGAGGUAACAAUAAUUUGCAAUGACAUACAAACAAGAUUCAUGCUUACUUGUUGGUCUUAUUCCAUGAUUACAAGAAUUUAAUACUUGAGCCUCACAUUUUCAUUGAUGUCUUAUUCUAAAGGCGAAUGUCAGAAGAACCAUAUUUACUGUGGGUCAUAACAUAAGUAUUUACCCAUCAUUCAGCGAGUGUCAGUGGAUUUCUAAGUAACAUUAGGCAUCAGUAACAAAAAAAUACUGAUCAUGUGACACUGGCGGAAGAACAGAAUCUAUGUAUAUUGAUCAAAUUAGUGUAUUACAGAAUUUUUUCAUGUUAUGCUAUAUGAAUAUUUGCUAUUUUUAUUUAUUUAAUUGAAAAAAUACUAGCAUGUAAGUGCACUAAGCCAAUAUUUUGGAUUCAACUGAUGUUUUGAUAAAAGGCAGUUGAGAAUGAUAUGAAUAAAAAUAGUAAUGUGCAAUAGUACAGCUAUAGCAAUAAGUGAUCAUUUUUGUAAUGAAGUAUAUUAUGUCAUAACAAAUAGAAAAUAACAAUUGUAAAAAAUAUUGUAGCACGUUGUACACUAAAAAUUUAUUUUGUUGGUUUGACUGUUGAGAUAUCAGCCGCAGGUGUGUAUAUAUAUAUGUAUAUAUAUACAAUAAAUAUAUAUAUAUAUUUAAUUAAAUUGUUUAAUGAUAAUUGGCAAAACUUAAAGCUUAGAAAACUCUUUUGACGGUAAUCUCGAGCUUUCGACAAACUAUGUUGUCAUUUUCAGGAGCUAAAACACAAAUAUGAAAUUAGCAACAAUUUAGAACAGAUUUAAAUUUUCAAAUCACUCUCUCAUCGGUAAGGUUGCAGCUAAAUGGUGUUUUAAAACAAAAACGUGGACGAGAACACUUGUUGCAAUUAUAAAACCAAAAGACCGGACACAUUGAGUUUGAUGCUAAUGACUACUGCUCAUAUAUAUAUAUAUAUAUACAGGGUUUGUUCGGAAAGUAACAGGACUGGGUCGAUUUAAAAAAAAUUAU